UUUCUUUUGGUGUGUUUAACAAAGUAAGUACCUUUACUUAAUACUUUUAUAGAAAAUCAAAAAGAAAAAUAGGCAAUUUUGAAAAAGAAAAGAAAAAGUAGUCAAUAUAGUUUGAGUUCGAAAAAGAAAUUUCCGCCAUCCUUCAUUUAUGUUACGAAAAUGAUAUAAACCGUUUUUUGUUUCGACAAUACGACAACGAUCCCCUCCGUCAUAACCACCGCUCGCCAGAGAGAUCGCCACCUAUCCUAUUAUUUCCACUCGCCAAUGUACCCCACGGCUCUUCCCAUCUUGCUUCACUCUUGUUUUCUUUCCAUCUCUUAUGAACACGGUUCCACCUGAAGAACAUUCAACUGCCCAAAGGAGGCUGGAUUCUUACACUCACACUCUUUGUUUCACUUUAACAUCCACCUCUUUUUUUUUUCUUUUUCUUUUUUUUUGUCUUGAGUGUGUAUGCGUGUUAGUUUGACAAAAUGCUUGCUGCAAUUCUUCUAUUGACGCUGAUCUCUUCGAUAAUGUGGGGGGUUAUCUGCUGAAGUUCUGAAUUUGCCAUCCAACUGUUUGACGAAAUUCCCCUUUGAGUGCUGCAUGGGUUUUGCGUAUAAACAUAGACUCAGACAGGCCUAUUUUAAACGUAGUUAAGGCAAAUACCUCUCUUUUUCUUUUUCUUUUUCCGGCCUGCUCCUUGGCUUUGAACUUUGAAGUGAGAGUUCGGGCGGGAAGACGGAGACACCAUGAAGAAUAAGGAAAACACGGAGCUUAUUGCUUUCCUCAAAGAACUUCCUCCGGUAGAGUUCUGCUGCAUAUAUGGUUCGACUCUGCAUCCAAAUAAUCACGAUAAGUCAAAAAUGGUUGACCUUAUUCUUGGCGUAUCUGAUCCUCAAAAAUGGCACGAAAAGAAUAUUCGAUUAAACAAAGACCACUAUGCCUCAUGGAUGGUGUACCUUGGAGGGGGGAAACUGGUUACUAAAGUUGCAGAUGCAAUUGGUGUUGGAGUACAUUUUAAUCCUUACGUUAUGUGGAACGAUAAGAUGCUUAAAUAUGGGGUUGCAAGGAUGCAUGAUUUGAUACAGGACAUACAAUAUUGGAAGACAUUCUACCUCAGUGGCCGUUUGCAAAAGCCGGUUAAUAUACUAGUGGAUUCCCUGGAUGUUCAACAGCUUAACUCUGUUAAUCUGAGGUCUGCAGUAUCUGCAGCCCUCCUCCUUCUGCCACCCAAGUUUACUGAGGUUGACUUGUAUGCUAAAAUAUGUAGCCUUUCAUAUAUGGGUGAUUUGCGUAUGCUUUUUGCAGAGGACAGAGAUAAGGUUAACAAAAUAGUUCGAGGGCAGUUCCCGUUGUUCCAGUCAAUGUACCGACCUUGUCUUGAACAGUACAAAACAAAAGAGUUGUUGCAAUUCUCACCACGUGGAGAUGAUCAAGCAAAUAUUUCCCAGGAUUGUGGGUUAUCAGCAACCGAGUACUUAGUUUCAUCAUUACCAACGACGGUGUGGAACACAUUGGGGUUAAGGCUUGGGGAGAAGAGAAGUUUGAGUGGACCUGGUAGAGUCACAGGCAGAAACCAAGUGUUGAUCCAGUCGAGAAAAGAGGUAGCGGAUUGCAUGCAGAGGGUUCUGAGGCGAAAGGUGAUGGUUUCAAGUGCAAGACAGGCGGUAUCUGGUGUAUUGGCUGUAGGCGGUGUUAAAGCUGCCAAGUAUCUUGGAAGUAAAAUGUGCAAGGCCUGGAGAUCCUGGAGAUGAAAGUGUAACUUCUCAUAGCAUGGGACCAUUUUGGUAUUGUUUUUGUUUCUAGUUUCGGGUUUCUUUUCAAUUUUCAGUUUUCCCUGGUUUAAAAAUGAUUUUUUUCAAUUUAUUUCUGAUUUGAAAUCUAAGCACAUUAGUACAUAGUACUAAUGUAAUCACCUCCGUCUCGAUCUGAUGUCGAAGAGUCGCAUUCCAUCAACAUCAAAUAUAUUGAGUUAUUUAAGAUUUCACUUGAAAA
Cucumis sativus (cucumber) is the source of this 1977-nucleotide messenger RNA. RefSeq names its product phosphatidate cytidylyltransferase, mitochondrial. Gene Ontology annotation, molecular function: phosphatidate cytidylyltransferase activity. The transcript is spliced from 11 exons. The record is from RefSeq and is a predicted model, not a curated record. The coding region runs from base 732 to 1736 and encodes 334 amino acids. Gene Ontology annotation, cellular component: mitochondrion. Lineage: Eukaryota; Viridiplantae; Streptophyta; Magnoliopsida; Cucurbitales; Cucurbitaceae. Gene Ontology annotation, biological process: CDP-diacylglycerol biosynthetic process; cardiolipin biosynthetic process.